Spirodela intermedia is the source of this 1839-nucleotide messenger RNA. The record is from the annotation of a GenBank genome assembly. Lineage: Eukaryota; Viridiplantae; Streptophyta; Magnoliopsida; Alismatales; Araceae.
AUGCUCCGCCGCCGCCAGCUUCUCCACCCUCCUCCUUCCGCUCGGGCCUACUCCGCCGCCGUCGCCGCCGCCGAGCUCAAGAGCCUCCUCCAGGGACCGAUUCCGACCCGCCAUCUGCUGCAGAUCCACGGCCGAGUGUUCAGAGUCGGCGCCCACCAGGACGAUCUCAUCGCCACCCGCCUCAUCGGCCAGCAUCUCCCCCGCCUUGCCCCACGCCUCCUCCGCCUCCUCAGCAACGCCGGAAUAUUCCCCUUCAACGCCGCCAUCCGAGUCCUCGCGGAUUCCGGCAGCUCCGCCGCCGCCUUCUCCGUCUUCAGGACCCUCAAGCGCCGCUCCAUCUCCCCCAACGCCUUUACCUUCUCCUUCCUCCUCAAGGCCUGCUUCUUCCAGUCCUCCCAUGGCUUGGAAACCCGGCAGGUCCACGCUCAGAUUUUCAAGCAUGGGCUGGAGGAAGAUCCUCCCCUCUGCAAUGGUCUCCUCUCGGCGUACGCGAAGGGCGCAGAUGAUCUCUCCAAUGCCCAGAAGCUGUUCGAGGGAAUGCCGGAGAGGAGGAUCGCCGUUUCCGUCUGGUCUUGCUUGAUUAGAGGACUCGCUCAGGGGGACCGGCCGGUGGAAGCUCUGUCUCUCUUCCUGAGGAUGCGAGAGGAGAGGCUCUCGCCGGAGGACGACACCAUGGUGGCUGUUCUGUCGGCGUGCUCGAAGAUCCAGGACAUCGAGAUAUGGAUCGAGCUCCUCCUCUCCAGCCGCCGACCUGCUGAUGCAGAUGAUCCGAUCGACAUCAUUCUGAUCUACCUGUGCGGGAAAUUGGGCGAGAUCGAAAGGAGCAGGGUGAUUUUCGAUGCAGUGGUUCAGAGAUCCGGAAGGAGGACAAGGAUGAGCAUAAUACUCUGGAACUGUAUGAUCAGCGCGUGCGCUCAGAACAGCCGACCCGCCCAGGCUGUAGAUCUCUUCCACCGGCUGGUUUCUUCUCCAGAUCACCCGAAGGCCAACCACGUCACUAUGGCCAGCAUCCUCCCCGCGAUCGCCGAGAUCGGAGAUCUCGAGCUCGGUAGGUGGGCGCACAGGUUCAUGGAGGCCGAUAGCCGCCGCCAGGGUGUUCUCCGGAGUAACUCUAUCCUCGCCACCGCCUUCGUGGACAUGUUCUGCAAGUGCGGGAGCCCCGAGGAGGCGAGGAAGAUCUUCGGAGGGAUCGCGAGCAAAGACGCUAUCUGCUUCAACGCGAUGAUGGCGGGGCUGGCCGUCAACGGGCGGGGAGCGGAGGCGCUGCAACUCUUCGCAGAGAUGAGGGAGAUGGGCGUGCGCCCCAAUGGGAGCUCCUUCGUGGCCCUCCUCUCCGCCUGCAACCACGCGGGGAUGGUAGCGGAAGGCCGCCGGCUGUUCGAGGAGAUGCAGCGGCGCCACUCGAUCAGGCCGGAGGCGGAGCACUACGCCUGCUACGUGGAUCUCCUCGCCCGGAGCGGGAGGAUCGAGGACGCGGCGGCGGUGGUGGAGGCGGCGGCGGCGGCGGAACAGAACGAGCAGGUAUUGGGGGCGAUCCUCAGCGGCUGCCUAGUCCACGGCAGAGUGGAGCAAGCGAUGGAGGGGGGCAGGAAGCUGGUGGAGGAGGGGCCGGAGAUCGCCGCCGGAUACGUGAUGCUAUCGAAUGCCUGCGCCGCCGGCGGGCGGUGGGAGGAGGUCGCCGGAGUGAGGGGGUUGAUGGUGCAGAGGGGACUGAGGAAGGAGCCCGCUUGUAGUUGGAUCACCCUCGGAGGAGUCACUCGCGAGUUCCACGUGGGAUGUCUUGAUUGGAUGGAGUUUCAUAUUGUUCAGGAAAUUUGGAAAGCUUGCGAGUUGGUCUAA